Molecule: messenger RNA, 3170 nt
Organism: Lytechinus pictus (painted urchin)
Lineage: Eukaryota; Metazoa; Echinodermata; Echinoidea; Temnopleuroida; Toxopneustidae
Product: trypsin-1-like
Exons: 5
Coding region: 201-1049 (282 amino acids)
Biological process (GO): proteolysis
Molecular function (GO): serine-type endopeptidase activity
Source: RefSeq, a predicted model, not a curated record
UAGUGAGACAAGAUGAGAGGGAGAUAGAGCACGCGUUGUUAUCUUAUGGUAUAAGGGGCAUCAGACCCUUCUAUACGAAGACGUGGAGGUCCGCCCGUCCCUAGCGGGAAAAAAAUGUUUUUAAUGUAACAUCUUUUCAGCAAUAUCUCCAUUCAUCGGACUGCAGCUUCAAGUUGUACACCGGACAUCAACUAUUCACCAUGCUGAGGUUCUUUGUACUCGCCUGCGCUUUGGGCGCCAUCCAGGGAGGGAUCUUUGAUCCACCAAAGGACGAAACUUGUGGUAAACCAGCAAUUACUCCACUAGAUAUGUCAACUUUUAUCGUUGGAGGGCACGAAGCCAAGCCUAACAGUUGGCCUUGGAUGACACAAGUGAUCAAGUACAGCUAUACUUAUGAAUAUUGGUACCAUUACUGUGGAGCGACCCUUCUUAAUGAAAAUUGGAUCGUUUCUGCGGCUCAUUGUUUUGAUGACAAUGACAUGCAACUAUGGGACUACCUAUUUUAUGUGGGAGCUCAUGAGAGAACAAGAUGGGGGGAAAGCACUCGCCAGAUGCUCGAAGCAGAAGAGAUCAUUCUGCAUCCAGGUUACAAUCCUCUCGGUGAUAACGAUCAUGACAUAGCCCUUAUAAAGAUCAAGGGUAGUGUCCAAAUGAAUAGUUACGUCUCGCCAGCCUGCAUUGCUUCAGAUAGGCCGGCUAAUGGUGAAGAUUCGUAUGUUACUGGCUGGGGAAAUCUAGAAUCUGGCGGGGAUUCUCCAGAUGCUCUCUACCAGGUUAUGGUACCCAUCGUCAGUGAUACCGAUUGUAAGAGGGCUUAUGGCGGUAUCACCUACAAUCCUGAUUAUAUGAUUUGUGCGGGACUCUACGAGGGAGGAAAAGAUUCCUGCCAGGGUGACAGCGGCGGACCAUUGGUGGUGAAAAAUACAGGCGGUCAAUGGGAACUUGCUGGAGUCGUGAGCUUUGGCAAGGGUUGUGCCGAGAGAGGUUACUAUGGGGUCUACACCAACGUGGCCAACUACUACGACUGGAUUCAGAGCUACAUUAACUAAACCUUCGUAUGAGACAGAAAACAUGUCACAGUUCCUCCAAGAUUAAUUGUAAUCAACGAACGUAGAGGGCGAUGCAAAAUGUUGACGCCCUCUACGUUCGUUAGUUGUAAUCUAUGAUGACAUAAUAAAAUCCAAAACGUUUGAUACCGUGUUCUGAUCGUCUAUGAAACAAGCAUUCAUAAUCAAAAUAUAAGUUCCUGGUUGCCAGUGUCAUUCUAUUCUAUUCUAUUCACAGUCAAUGAGUAUUAUACCAAUAAGCCAAGUUACUAAAUAAGACAUCAGAAACAGAGUACCUUCUAAUGAAAGUUGUCAGCACUAACAAAUAGUCAUACUCUGAAAAUUACCAUUGUAAAACCCAGAGCAGAGCGCUUCUCUGUACAUAUAGUUUGCUGUGCAAACCCUUCACUCGAGGAAAGUGGUCUAAAUAGACAGGAGAAAUAGAAUGUUUUCUCAUAGAUUCUUUAAAUAAGGGACUGUAUCCUGGAAAAUGCAAGAGAGAAGGGAAAAGAUGAAAGUGUAGGCCCUGAAACAGUCGACGUGGAAGAUAUACAAUUAUUAUUUAAAUGUGUUUUAACCAAGGGCCAAAGAGGAGUGGAUAACAUCCACGACAUAAGAGCUGUGUUUGCAGGGGUAUAGACGCGUGGAACAUGAAUAGAGUGUCAAAAACUGCCAAAAAGAAUAGAGAAGCCACGCAUUAGUCUUCAACUGACAGCAAGAUUAAUUUGUCCAAGUCUUGAAGACCCACUUGUUGGUAUCAGUGUCAAGGUCUGUGCCUGGAGACUAUAGUGCUCCUAUGCCAAUCAACAGGCUCGAAUUCAGUAACUGAUUCAGAGUAAACUUUAGUAUUAAAAUUGAUUUUAUUCUUUGAAGUCCCGAAGUGUUUCUUUGGUAUCAUUGAUCAACGUUCAUAGGCAAGCAGCUCACGGAUACACAAGCAUGAUAAUCAUAUUUAGUGGGGAAAUGGUGGAGAACGAUUACACCAAUCAAACAGUAAAAUGACCUUCAAUGACAAUGAAUUACAGGUUGAAAAUAGAAAUGAAUCAUGUUAAAUAAUGAAUAAAAAUGGAGGACAUAUUGCACUAAAUAAUUGGACUGUUUUCUUUCAUUGACUGAUAUGAGUAUUACACUGAGAUAUCGAGUUCUUGUGGUAUACGUUGUUUUCCAUCGACUGAGAAUGAGAUGCAAGAGAUAGGUACAAGCGGUUGAAUAGAGAUUUGGUGAAUCACAGGAGUAGAGCGACGUGAGGCUCCUUUUAAAACGGUGUUUCAGGCAAAAGAGUUUAACAGGACACUUUCAGGUAUUGAAAAUAUACCAUGGAGUGUUUGCUACAACAACGCAGACGCUAUCUGGAAAGUUGAAUAUAUAUUGCCAAAAGCCCUUCAUAACAAAGCAGCCUUUGUCUUAAAUCGGUGACUAAAAAAAAAACAGUUUCGUCCUAGACUCUGGCCUAGUGACAUAUCUGCAAUUUUUUGUUAGCUCCGAAUCCUAGAACAAUCUGCUGUCCCGGUUCACCAUUUUUUUACAAUGACCUCUAAGCUGUUCACUGUAACUUGACGGGCAAUUUCAAUAUAUUUAAUAUGUUGUAGAAUCCGUCUCCUAUGCAAUGGCCAAAACUCGCUAGUACAAGUAAUAAAAAGAAUACGGAAUGUGUUAUAACACCAAUGGGUGUUCAUUAACACUGGUGUAAAUCGUUUGGUGUUGCCUUCUGUAAAGGUAAUGUCUAAAACCAUGAAUACGAUUAUUAUAAAUUUUCAGAGAAUCGUCAAUCCAGAAAGAAUUGGAGUAAAAAAGAAAAGUUUUUGGACAAAAGUUAGGGGGCUGAACCCCCCCCCCCCCCCCCGCCACCUGUGCAUUGAAUACUUGGACUAAUAGUAACUUGAAAUUAUCCCCCACUUGGAUUAGAUUACAAUUUCGUACAGGUCGAAGUGAAAUUUUGGCCAAGUUUAUGGAGGCCUAUAUUACCAAUCAUUAGACCCAAAUAUAGUUGGCGCUCUUUUCGGGGGGGGGGGGAAUUUGCCCCCCCCCCCCCAAAAAAAAAAAAAAAAAAAAAAAAAAAAAAUCUCAUUUUGAAUAUUUAAGCCCCGCUGCCUGGGUAUCACAAUAAAAGAAAGAAUCUGAACG